Molecule: messenger RNA, 5534 nt
Organism: Podarcis raffonei (Aeolian wall lizard)
Lineage: Eukaryota; Metazoa; Chordata; Lepidosauria; Squamata; Lacertidae
Gene: KRABD3
Product: KRAB-A domain containing 1
Exons: 27
Coding region: 410-5476 (1688 amino acids)
Biological process (GO): regulation of DNA-templated transcription
Source: RefSeq, a predicted model, not a curated record
UGACCCCUGGGGUUCCCUCCCUCCCUCCCGCUCUGCGCCUCCCUCCUCCUCCUCCUUCCUGGCUGCGCCUCCCGGGCUCCCGGCCAAGGCUUGGCGCCUGCCACUCACUCACUCACUCGCCCCCCCCGUCCCUCCACCCCUCCGCCCGGCCUCUCCCCCUCCGUCCCCGGCGCGGGGGCUGCCGGGAUCCGUAGUCCCCUCGCCCUUGGGCUCCGCGCCCGCGCGGGGGGCGCAGACUACGUUUCCCAGCGUGGCCUGGCGGGCCGGGCUUGCGCCGGGCGUUUUGUUUGAAGCGCUCUUCUCCCGGCCAUGGAAUGAGCGCAGCGGCGGCGGCGGCCGGGCGGGCAGGGGCUCUUCCGCGCAGACCCCGCGCAGCCUGCCUGCGCCCCCGCGGAGAUCGGCCGGCAGGAUGGAGCCCGGGGAUCCCCGCGGAGGCGGAGCGGCGGAGGCUGCACCCCAGACCUCCACCCUGGUUGAUGUGCUGUGGCAGGAGGUGACCUUUGAGGAUGUCGCUGUCAGCUUCUCCCACGAGGAGUGGUCCAUGCUGGACGGGUGGCAGAAGGAUCUGCACCAGGAAGUGAUGCUGGAGAAUUUCACGUUGCUUCUUUCCGUGGGCCGUUCCAUUCCUCCGGCGGAGCUGUCGUCCUUCAUCAAUCAGCCAGAAGGAAAUAUUGAGGACCAGAAACUUGGCGGGGCUGGUGGGGAGGACAGAACCAGCGAGGACGCAUCCGAGCUGGAGGGACCUUGGGAGCUGGAGGACCUGAAUGAGGAAGGGGAGAGGUGCCUGACCCCAGCUAGCAACCGGGACGGUGAGCAUCCCAGCAGCCUCCACCUUUGCGCUCUCAUGAAGCUGGUGGAGGAAAUUCCAGAGUUUCUCUACGGACACACGAAGGCCGCCGGAGACCUCGCCCCAGACGCCGUGGAAGCUGAGGUUCCUGCCAAGGAGGUGCCAACCAGCAGUGUUAAAAGAGAAGUUCCGCUGGAGAGCUUGCACCCUUUUGGCCGGCAGAGAGAUAUGGCAGAGCCCGUCACCCUGGGCGUUCCCAGCCAUCCUGGCACGCCGGCUGGCACCACCGAGGGAGACGGGCAGGAUUCCCAAAUCCCAGCAGACACAACGGCCAGCGAAUCCCCCGUCCUCGACGACGGUACAAAUGAUGGAGGACGGGAGGACGGGACUGUGGGCGGGACGGCCGCUCCUCAAGCCACACCCACCGACUCUCUGGACCGCCCUGCCGUGGGAGAGGCGGAGCCAAACAGAGGAGGUCCUGGAGGUUUAGCCCGAGCAGAAGCUACUGCGGAUCCUGGCCACGAACCUCUGCUAAAUUCCUGGAAGGAAGGAGGAGCAGACUCGCCUGAUGCUCUCGGUGCAUCUGUUGGUGCCUCUUUAUUGAGCUGCUCUUCUGGGGGAGACACGGCACAGCCCAAGUCCCUGGAUCCGAGAGCCUGCCAAGAAGGCGUUUCAAAGCACUCACACCCAAGCCUCACGCAAGAAACAGCAGAAGAGGAGAAGCCCCUGCAAGGGCUGCUGAAGUGCUUGAAGGAACUGAUCGUCCACCAGCCCCCCAUCCAGACAUCCCACAGGAACCCCAGCAGUGGCUGGCAGCCAGCCCUGCGGCAGAAGAUGAGGGAAGGGACCUGUGGGUCUCCCCCUGGCCAAGUUAAAAUUGAAGCCAUGGAUGAGGAGUUGCCUGCCCCUAGCCUGGAAAACACUGCUGCACGAGGAGGAUCCAGCCCUCCAGUUGCUCCCUCCUGUCGUGUUUCCACCUGCCAGACUGAAGGCGGCAGUAGAAGGAGCCGGUCAGAGGCAAAGGACAGGAACAUCUUUGCAGUGGUUAAAGUGGAAGCGAGGAGCAGCAGCCCCUCGCCUCAGUACCCGCACAGACCUGAUCAUCCUCUCAGUCCACGUGGAGCCCCGGGCAAGGAGGGGGCGGCUGAGGAGACCGGAGCCCUGGGCAUCAAAAUUAAAAUGGAAGAACCAUCUGAGGACCAUGUGCGAGACCUGAAGGAAGUCCCCGAGGAGGAGCAAGACCUGACACCUAGCCUCCCCGAAGGAUCCCUCUCUCAAAGCAGCCCGGAGACAGGGAUGGACCUGGGGAUGUGGGUCCCAUAUUCGGAGGCCUGGAGCCCAGUGACCAGUCCUCUCCAUGGGCUCCUGAACUGCCUGAAGGACAUCCCUGACCCAAGGCCUCAGGUCUCCCAAGCUGUGGCUGGAAAAAGAGGAGGAGGAAAAGAGCGAAGGAAAGGAGGAAAGAGAGGAAGAUUAGAACCACGCAGCAAUGCGGCCGCACCAGAGAGGGCAGAGCAAAGCAGCUCCCAGAGCAACAGCCCUCCAUCGCUUGCCCUCUGUGAGAGUUUUCUCCCUCGAGGGCCAGAGACCUUCCUUGGUGAAUCGCCUGCCAAACAUCCUCGCCAGUCUCCCGUGUGCGCCAGCAGCCACCGGGGUCCAGACAUAGAGUGGCGGAAAUCCAAGGCGGGGACGUCACGAGAAGGGCUCAGUCGGAACGGCACCCCUCUGCAGGGGCUGGAAAGGUGUCUGAAGGAGCUCCCCCUGAGCUCGCCCAGCCAUCCCUCUUCGCCAGCCGUCAGCGGCUCCCCGGACAGGCUCCACAGGUGGACCCCGGAGGCAGGGAGGUGGAUGAGGAGGGGGGAAGGACCCAGCCGGAACAGCACCCCCUUGCAAGGCCUGGAGCGGUGCCUGAGGGAGCUGCCCCAGAACACCCCCAGCCAGCCGUGGUCGCCGGCCGUCAGCUCCUCCCUCAGCAGCUCCCCGGACAGGCUGCACAGGUGGACCCCGGAGCCAGGGAGGUGGACCCGGAAGGAGGAAGGUCUCAGCCGAAAUGGCACCCCCUUGCAAAUGGUGCUGGAGGGCUACUCAAAGGAGCUCCCUGGCGCCCCAAGCGGCCACUUCUUCCGCUCUGUGGCCAGCAGCUCUUCCGACGGACAAGGGAAAUUGGGUGCGGGAGAAAGUCCCGCGAAGGAGGCAGGGAUCCCACCCCUUCAAGGCCUGGAGAAGUGCUUGAAAGAGAUCCCUUUGGGUGGGGUUUCUUGCCCAAACGCCGUUCCUACGGGAAGCGACUUCUCUGCCCAGAAGCCGAGGAGGACGGAGGCGUCUUUGCAGAGGCUGUGGGACAGAGGCGGCACCACAAACAGCAUCCCGCCACGUCCCACGAGCACCUCUGGCUCUGUGGCAGCAGAGACCGCGGUGGAAGCUUCCCCCCUCGACCGACUGAUGAGUUGCCUGAAAGAGAUCCCCAUUCAGAGACCGAGUUACCUGAACACGCCCAGCGUCUCCUCGUCCGCCUCCAGCUGCAGCGAGAGCGAGCGCCAGAGUCCCGGGUGCAGCCUCUGGUGGGACUGCGCUCAAGUUGGAGUGUUUUCAUUCUUCCUAGACACAGGAUCGGAGAUGGAAGGGACUUUGCGACAGAAGAGGCCAGAGUCCAGGCUGCAGAGCGCGUUGCUUGCUCCAGAGGAGGAAAGGGGGCUUCCUUCCGCUCGAGAACCAGAGAUUGUGACCAUGGGCAGCCGAGCGCCGUCGGCCUCCCCUCUCGGUGGCCUGGAGAGAUGCUUAGACAGCAUCGCCAUGAGCCAGCCUCUCUCCUCCAACAUCCCACCUGGCGAUGCCAAGAGUCCGGGUGACGUGGUACCCAGGAGAUCCCGGCAAGGGAUGGUAGGAUCACAUCCCACAAAUCCUCCAGCAGACGACAUCCUCUCCCACGACCCACAGAUUGGUCCGAAAGAUCCAGCGGCAGCCGGGACCCCCAGGCCUCCCAGCACACCAGCCCAGGCCUCCUCCAGUAGGACGCCCGAGAGAAACGUGGAUCAGGGCCUCCGAGAAGGCUGGGUUCAGCAUCCCCAGGCGGAAGCUGCGAGGAAACGGGCACCAAGCGGCUCCUGCCUCCAAGGCCUGGCGAAUCUCCUGGCCGAAAGGCCCGCCAACCCUCCUUGUCGCUUCCGGCCGCUCCCCAGCAAGGCCCAGGGCAGUUCAGAGCAGAGGGAAGCGCAGGCGAGCGCCUCUUCGGCCGAGGAAGAAGGGGCGAGUGAGAGCAGCCCUCUCCAGGGCCUGCUCAGGUGCCUGAAGGAGAUCACUGCCCGGGGCCCCAGUCCGUGCAGCCCGUCAUCCAGCAAUUCCCCGGCCAGAAGCACGCGGGGAGAACCGAGGUGCAGACGUGCCAAGGGAGAGGAGGCGGAGGCCAGGAGGGCAGCCCAGGAAGAGCUUCCAACAGGUGAGAGGAGCCGCCUGAAGGAAAGGUCGAUGGGCAGUGAUGGCCCGACCACCACGCCCUUGAGUAGCCCACAGAGAGAGGCUGGGCACAGGAGCCCGACCCCCGAGGCUGGCGGGGGGCACCAAGGAGCCGCCCCCUCGAGCGCUCUGGCCUGGGGCGGCUGCCCCAAGAGGAACGGGCAUUUCUGCCUCGCGAGCGGGAGAUCCGCUGCGCUCAAGUGCGCUGCUCAGAGGCCGAGCAAUUCCAGCUCCCCCAAGAGUGGGGUGAAAAGGUCGCUGGGGGCAGCACAAGGAGGUGAGGACCAAACUCCAGGGACCUCGUCCUACAGCUGCAAACUGCAAGGCGAUGCCGAGUUGGGAAAUCUGUGCAAGAAGAGGUGUCUCAGUGUCGACCUGAAUCCGGCCCUCUGCACCUGGGAGAACGGGAAGCCUCAGGAAUGCCGCCCUGAGGCUGAAGAAGGCAUAGGUCUGGCGCUGUCGAAGAAGCUGGACCGCCUUUCUGCGGACAUGAGCGCUGUCUGCCGGGACGUCUCCCGCCUGCAGAGCCACGUGGAUCGCUUGGAGCAGGACGCCCGGGGCUGGGUCCUGGAGCUGGCGGCGCUGCGCAUGGAGAACCACAGCCUGAGCGAGUGCGUGCGGCGCAUGGAGGGGCGCUUCCGCGCUCUGGAGAACCGCUCCCGCCGCAACAACCUGCGCGUCCUCGGCCUGCCGGAGGGGAGCGAAGGCAGUGACGCGGUCGCCUUCUUGCAGAAGACUCUGCCCACCCUGCUGGGCCUGCCCCUGGAAGCCCCGCCCCUGGAGAUCGAGAGCGCCCGCCGGGUGCAAGGGGGCGCAUCCUGGGACCCCAGCGGCAGGCCCCGGCCCCUGGUGCUCCAGCUCCUGCGCUCGGGAGACAGGGCGGCCAUUUUGCAGGCGGCCCGCGGGCGGCCCCUCAGCUACGCCGGUGCGCAGAUCACCAUCUUGCCGGACUUCUGCUCCUCGCUCUCGCAGCGCAGGAGGGUCCCCUUUGGGACGUUCCGGAGGACCCGGUGGGCGGCGGACCUCUGCUUUGGCUCCCGGCACCCCUCCUGCUGCUACGCCUGGGCGCCGGGCCUGCGGGAGCCUCUGGCCGGCUCAGGGGCCCUGAGGGGCGAGAGAGAAAGCCGGCUUCCCAGAGGAGUGGGGAACUGGGGCACGGAAACCUCACCCGGCCCAGUGCAUCGUGGGGGGUGCCACUCCACAGGGAGCUGCGAGCAGCACAACGACAACCCCUGACGCUGUUCUUGGCAGAGGGUGGCAACGGUUGGCUUGCUCCUCCUGCCCUUUGCUCUGG